Messenger RNA from Glycine soja, 5519 nucleotides. Its product is annotated as UDP-glucose:glycoprotein glucosyltransferase-like. Gene Ontology annotation, cellular component: endoplasmic reticulum. Bases 105 to 4997 code for a protein of 1630 amino acids. The record is from RefSeq and is a predicted model, not a curated record. The transcript has 37 exons. Gene Ontology annotation, molecular function: UDP-glucose:glycoprotein glucosyltransferase activity. Lineage: Eukaryota; Viridiplantae; Streptophyta; Magnoliopsida; Fabales; Fabaceae.
AAAGACCAGAGGAGAACAGAAGAGUGAUAAAAACAUAACAAAGUGGGAUUUGGGUUAUUGACUCAGAGAGAGAGAGAGUGAGAGCGUUGUUCUCCGAAGCGAACAUGGGUGAUCUGAUUGAGUUGAGUGAGCGGGUGCGUGUGUAUGUAAUGGGUUAUAGAUCUGCAUGUUUAGUUUUGAUCCUUUUCCUCAUCCUUGGAAUUGGAACUGGAAUUGCUUCGUCUGAGACUCCGAGGCCCAAAAAUGUCCAAGCUUCCCUUGGCGCUAAGUGGUCCGGUACUCCUCUCCUUCUAGAAGCUGGUGAGUUGUUAUCUAAAGAAGACCCUCGCCUUUUCUGGGACUUCAUCGACAUUUGGCUCAAUGCUGCUGCCGACGAUCAAUCUCAUUCCGCAAAAGCUUGCGUCAUCGAAAUUCUACAUCACGCUCGUCCUCUUUUGAGACAACCCUUAGCGUCCUUGUUCGAGUUCUCUCUUAUUCUCAGAUCAGCUUCCCCUGCUCUCGUGCUUUACCGCCAGCUAGCUCACGAUUCUCUUGCGUCUUUCCCUCUCCAAGAUGCUCGUGCUCAUGCUGAAAUCACCAAAUUAGAUCCCUUGCGUCUUGGGAUAAGCCUCAAAAGCCCCGGAGGGAAGUGUUGUUGGGUUCACACUUCCCAAAACUUGUUUUUCGAUGUCUCCCAACUGCUCUCAUGGCUUCAAACUCAAACUCCGGUGGGUGAUUCGUCUCAGAGACCGCAACUGUUUGAUUUUGAUCAUGUUCAUUUUGAUUCGAGUGCUGGAGGUCCAGUUGCUAUACUUUAUGGCGCACUUGGGACCGGUUGCUUUAAAGACUUUCAUGCUGCACUGGCUGAAGCUGCCAAACAGGGAAAAGUUAAUUACGUAUUGAGACCGGUGUUGCCAGCUGGAUGUGAAACAAAUUUUGGCCACUGUGGCUCUGUUGGUGCAAGCGACUCAGUAAACUUGGGUGGUUAUGGUGUGGAACUUGCUUUUAAGAACAUGGAAUAUAAGGCCAUGGAUGACAGUGCAAUUAAAAAAGGUGUGACUUUGGAGGAUCCCCGCACUGAAGAUCUUAGCCAAGAAGUCAGAGGAUUCAUAUUCUCUAAAAUUCUGGAGCGUAAACCCGAGUUAGCAUCUGAGAUCAUGACUUUCAGGGAUUAUCUAUUGUCAUCAACUGUAUCAGAUACACUUGAUGUUUGGGAAUUAAAGGAUCUAGGGCAUCAAACUGUACAGAGAAUAGUCCGUGCCUCUGAUCCUCUACAGUCAAUGCAUGAUAUCAAUCAAAAUUUCCCUAACAUAGUUUCUUCUUUGUCUCGCAUGAAGCUUGAUGAUUCUGUUCAAGAUGAAAUAAUGGCAAACCAGCGGAUGAUCCCACCUGGCAAGUCUUUAAUGGCUAUCAAUGGUGCUUUAGUCAAUGUGGAAGAUAUUGACCUUUACCUGUUGAUUGACUUGGUUCAUCAGGAUCUGUUGUUGGCUGAUCAGUUCUCAAAAUUGAAGAUACCUCAUAGCACUGUGCGAAAAUUGCUGUCAACUUCACCUCCUUCAGAGUCCAGUAUGUUUCGCGUUGAUUUUCGCACUACUCAUGUACAUUAUCUUAACAACUUGGAAGAAGAUGCCAAGUACAAAAGGUGGAGGAGCAAUUUAAACGAGAUCUUGAUGCCGGUCUUCCCUGGUCAGCUACGUCACAUCCGUAAAAAUCUUUUCCAUGCUGUUUUUGUUCUUGACCCAGCAACCAUUUGUGGUCUUGAGUCCAUUGAUACGAUCAUAUCAUUGUAUGAGAAUAAUUUUCCUGUGAGAUUUGGGAUUGUGCUGUAUUCUUCAAAAUCCAUCACGCGGUUAGAGAAUCAUUCUGCCAAAGAGGAUGGAGAUAAAUUUGAGGAGGAUAUAUCCGAUAUGAUUAUACGUCUCUUCAGUUAUAUCAAGGGAAACCACGGCAUUCAAUUGGCUUUUGAGUUUUUGAGCAAUGUUAACAAAUUACGCAUUGAAUCAGAUGAUCAUAUAGAUGAUGCUCAUCUUGAACUGCACCAUGUUGAAGGGGCAUUUGUGGAAACUAUAUUGCCAAAGGUAAAAUCCCCACCUCAAGAGAUACUAUUAAAGCUGCAAAAGGAGCCAGAGUUGAAGGAGUUGUCACAAGAAAGCUCCAUGCUCGUAUUUAAGCUUGGUUUGUCUAAGAUUCAUUGUUCUCUGUUGAUGAACGGACUUGUUAUUGAUCCAACUGAGGAGGCUUUACUAAAUGCCUUGAAUGAUGAGACUCAAAGAAUACAGGAACAAGUAUAUUUUGGACAAAUAAAAUCUCACACUGAUGUAUUAGAUAAGUUCCUGUCAGAAGCUGGCAUUCAACGUUAUAAUCCUCGGAUUAUUUCUGAUAAUAAACCAAGGUUCAUAUCUCUGUCUAAGUUUAUUUUUGGAGAGGCAUCUAUACUGAAUGAUAUUGACUACUUGCAUUCUCCUGGAACAAUGGAUGAUUUGAAGCCUGUGACACAUCUUCUUGCUGUUGACAUCACUUCAGGGAGUGGCUUGCAUUUGCUUCGCCAAGGCUUAAAUUACCUGAGAGAAGGGUCCAAAGAAGCUCGCAUAGGUUUUCUGUUUAGUGCCAAUCAGAGUACAGAUUCAUUUAGCCUCCUUUUUGUGAAGGUUUUUGAAAUCACUUCAUCUUCAUAUAGCCAUAAGAAGAACGUGUUAGACUUCUUGGAACAGUUGUGCUCACUCUAUCAGCAGAAAUACUUGCUUUCAUCAGCUGUGGAAGCUGACAGCAUCCAAGCAUUUAUUGAUAAGGUCUGUGAGCUUGCUGAGGCUAAUGGGUUACCAUCUGAUGGCUAUAGAUCUGCCCUCCCAGAAUUUUCUGCGGAUGAAGUGAGAAGGCAUUUGAGCAAGGUUGAGAACUUUUUUCAUAGGGUACUUGGGUCUGAAUCUAGUGCUAAUGCUGUCUUCACUAAUGGAAGGGUAACCUAUCCUAUUGAUGAAAGCACAUUUUUGAGCCCUGAUCUGCUUCUUCUUGAAUCAAUAGAGUUUAAGCAGAGGACAAAGCACAUUUUGGAAAUUAUUGAAGAAGUAAAAUGGCAGGAUGUUGACCCUGACAUGCUGACAAGCAAAUUCAUUAGUGAUAUUGUCAUGACUGUAUCAUCUUCAAUGGCUACGAGAGAGCGAAGUUCUGAAAGUGCUCGUUUUGAGAUGUUGAAUGAUCAACAUAGUGCUAUUAUUCUACAUAAUGAAAAUUCUAGCAUUCACAUUGAUGCUUGUCUCGAUCCUUUAAGUCCAACCAGUCAGAAGUUGUCUGGAAUUCUUCGAGUUUUGUGGAAAUACAUUCAACCCAGCAUGAGGAUUGUUCUGAAUCCAUUGAGUUCCCUUGCUGAUCUUCCUCUGAAGAACUACUACAGAUAUGUAGUACCAUCAAUGGAUGAUUUUAGCAGUGCUGACUCUUCAAUCAACGGCCCAAAGGCAUUUUUCGCUAACAUGCCAUUGUCUAAGACUCUCACCAUGAAUCUUGAUGUUCCCGAACCUUGGCUUGUUGAGCCUGUUAUUGCUGUUCAUGACCUGGAUAACAUUCUGCUUGAGAACCUUGGUGAUACAAGAACAUUGCAAGCAAUUUUUGAACUUGAAGCUCUUGUCCUAACAGGUCAUUGCUCUGAGAAAGAUCAUGAUCCUCCUCGAGGUCUUCAGUUGAUUCUUGGAACCAAAACUACACCCCAUUUAGUUGAUACCAUUGUGAUGGCUAAUCUUGGAUAUUGGCAAAUGAAAGUCUCUCCCGGGGUUUGGUUCUUGCAGCUUGCUCCUGGUAGAAGUUCUGAGCUCUAUAUUUUAAAGGAAGGCGUUGAUGGGAUUCAGAUUAAACAAUCAUCAAAAUUCAUUAUUAUUAAUGAUUUACGGGGUAAAGUAGUUCAUAUGGAUGUAGUGAAAAGAAAGGGAAAGGAACAUGAGAAAUUGCUGAUUUCUGAUGAUGAUGCUCCACAAGAUAAGAAGAAAGAAAGUAGCUGGAAUUCUAACUUACUGAAAUGGGCUUCUGGUUUCAUUAGUAGUAAUGAACAACCUAAAAAUGCUGAAACCAAUUCACCAGAGAAAGGAAGGGGUGGACGCCAUGGAAAAACGAUUAAUAUCUUUUCAAUUGCUUCUGGACACUUAUAUGAACGCUUUCUAAAGAUUAUGAUUCUAAGUGUUCUAAAGAAUACACACCGUCCAGUUAAAUUCUGGUUCAUAAAGAACUACCUGUCUCCUCCUUUUAAGGAUCUGAUUCCUCACAUGGCUCAAGAAUAUGGUUUUGAAUGCGAACUAAUCACCUACAAAUGGCCUACAUGGUUGCAUAAGCAGAAAGAAAAGCAGCGAAUAAUUUGGGCAUAUAAAAUUUUAUUCCUUGAUGUCAUCUUUCCCCUUUCCUUGGAGAAGGUCAUUUUUGUAGAUGCUGAUCAGAUUGUCAGGACUGACAUGGGAGAACUCUAUGACAUGGACAUAAAAGGAAAACCUCUGGCAUAUACUCCAUUUUGUGACAACAAUAGGGAGAUGGACGGCUAUCGGUUUUGGAGACAAGGUUUCUGGAAGGAUCAUUUGCGGGGAAAACCAUACCAUAUUAGUGCUUUGUAUGUUGUUGACCUGAAGAAGUUCCGAGAGACUGCAUCCGGAGAUAAUCUCAGAGUUUUCUAUGAAACCCUUAGCAAGGAUCCAAAUAGUCUAGCCAACUUGGAUCAGGAUCUUCCUAAUUAUGCUCAGCAUAUUGUUCCCAUUUUCUCUCUGCCACAAGAAUGGCUUUGGUGUGAGUCAUGGUGUGGUAAUGCUACAAAAUCAAAGGCGAAAACAAUUGAUCUGUGCAACAAUCCCAUGACAAAAGAACCCAAACUUCAGGGUGCAAGACGAAUAGUAUCAGAGUGGCCAGACCUUGAUUUGGAGGCAAGUAAAUUCACUGCACGGAUCUUAGGUGAUGAUCUAGAACCUUUGCAAUCCCCUAACCAAUCAAAGGAUUUGACUAGCGAAGGUGCAUUGAAAGAGGACUUGGAAUCCAAGGCAGAGUUGUGAACAUGAUAGACAAAAGUUUUGUGCAAGUCAAAGUUCCUGAAAAAAAAAACUGUUCCUUGAUGCAAUUUGGCACCGCAUAGCAUCAUGAUAUCUUUCUGAUCAUGGACUGCCUGGCUGAUAUAUUUGCAUUCCCACCAAACACAAUUAACAACAGUGGAGUGCAAUGAAGAUUUGCCUUCUCUGUUGGCCAGUUCAAGGAUCAUAAAGAAAAUUUUGAUUAGAUAGAAAUGUUAGUGAAUUUUUAAUCUUGACAUAAACGCAAUUAAAGCCAACAUGGUUGCCUAUCCAUGCUGAUUAAGCCGGUACACCGGCAGGCCGCAACCAAUGCCUCCAACCCCCUGCCCCAUUAAUGCCCUUUGUUUUACGUUCUUAUCAACAAUAAAUAUUUUCUUUACAGUAGGGGAAAACUGGGAUUUAGCAAUGGCCAAUAUAAGACCGCUAUAGACUUGUAGUGUAACAUUAUUCUCUUUAUUUGCUGAUUAUUAAUCUCUCCCUUGCAAUGGGUGGUGCAUUGCAACGACC